AUGACAAAUGCCCUGCAGUUGCAUCUGGAGCCGUCAGUUCGUCGCGACACGAAUACUCCUGCGCUUCCAGUCACCGAAAUAGAAACCAGGCGCCGUCUGAUAUGGAGCUGCUUCGUCAUGGACUCAGUUCCGGACGCGUUUCAUGCCGGCCACAGGCCGAUACAUUCGGCGAUCAAUCCAUCUGGUGUUCAAGCCAGACUACCGUGCGAUGAACAUUCCUACGAGCGGGGAUUGGGUGCCAAUGGUGGCACUUUGUCUGGUGAUCCUGGUAGCGGACCCUCGAGCGCCUCUGCUUACUUGGUUCGAAUGGUAGCUCUCCGAAUGAAGAUUCUGCAUUACGCCGUAUCUUCUAUCACUCCGCAUUUUGCCAGUCAAUUUUCUUGUCUCCCGUGGGAACAGGGUUCAAAAUUCUAUGAGCUUUGCCAAGAACUCAACCAGUUCAAGACUUCUCUACCAUCUGAUUUACUCCAGCCGACUACCACCCCGAUAAAACCCGCAGGCUCCAUCAUCCUUCAUCUAACAAUGCAUGCUAUGUUCCAUGUAGCUUCCGUUGACCUUUUCCGAAUAGGCACACACUUGGCCCGCCGGCGCGGCUCUACCCCUUCACCACCUGCUCCAUUUGUUCUCAGCUGCAGGCAGUCUCGCAUUGAUCAUGCUCUUGGGAUAACCCAAGUGGUCUCUGAUUGGAUGCGCAAUCACAACUUGGAGCACGAUCCUUUCGUUGCCAUCUGUUCUUGUGUGGCAAUCAGGGUAUUGGUGGUUGAGAGAUGGGACGGCAAUAAUGAACUUGUGUCUCUCAGCUCCCAGGACGUCAAGGAUCGAUUGGAGAUGUGCCGCAGCGAGGCAUCCCAUAUGGAGACUGUCUCUCGCUCAGCGUCCCCAGGACUUGAUACGUAUGGGACACUGGGAUCCAUCCAGAAAGCCAGGACGGACCACGAUAUUGAGUCUGCUUGUGCAUCGUCUUCAAUUAUAUUUUCCCAACCCACAAAACAACCACCAUCGGGCAAGGAUACGAAAACUGUUCCGCCACCACCGUACACGGUACCUUCGAGUGAAAAUAUACCGAAUGUGUAUCUGCAAGAAAGCGAUGAUUCCCUCAGCCCCGACGCUCUCCGCAUUGUUUCGAACUGGGCAGAUGGUACUUAUGAUCUAGAGGCAUCCCAGGCGCAAUUUGACUGGGGGAAUCUUGAUUUCGGUUCGGGAUUUGGUUUGGAUGACAUUUUUGCGGGAACGGACAACAGCCUGAAUACGCCGCUACCUUGA
This is a messenger RNA of Penicillium riverlandense, 1263 nucleotides long. Its product is annotated as fungal specific transcription factor domain-containing protein. The coding region runs from base 1 to 1263 and encodes 420 amino acids. Gene Ontology annotation, cellular component: nucleus. The record is from RefSeq and is a predicted model, not a curated record. The transcript has 2 exons. NCBI's taxonomy places the organism in Eukaryota, Fungi, Ascomycota, Eurotiomycetes, Eurotiales, Aspergillaceae. Gene Ontology annotation, biological process: DNA-templated transcription. Gene Ontology annotation, molecular function: DNA binding; zinc ion binding.